AUGGGGGAGAUGAGGACGGUGAGGUCCGUCAUGGCGGUGGUGAGAAGAGAAAACAAAGGACCUUCCAAAGGCACCACCACAAUGACCCACCUACCCACCGAACUCUGGCUUCGCAUCGCCUAUUUCGUACCCGACGUCGACCUCUUUCGUCUGGCAUCCGUGAACCACCUCUUUCACGACCUCGUAACCGACAGGCGGUAUCGCCAGCUCGUCAUUGACGAUGACAGGCCCCUACACCUUAUCCACAAGUUGACCCGGAUCGAACGAGAUCCAUCGGUCGCUGCACGAGUACAAUCGUUAACCAUUCACCCAAAGGCCGUACGGUCUGCCUGCCUGAGAUCCAGUAGGAAUACCUGGCUUAUCCGUCCAGGGAAGAAUGUGCACUGGCCAGAUGCGUUUCGGCUUCGCACUGAACGCUUCGCAAUCGAGGAGGACAUCGAGCUCGCGGACCGAUUCCUCGAUGCGGUCGCCAAACUCGACAGGAUCGAAGAAUACAUCAUCGAAUGGAAACAAGGCGUUGAAGCGGAGCGGACCUUCUGCCUGCCUCUCCUGACCGCCGUUUGGCCUCUGCACUCGCAGAACCUGCGCACGAUCAAGCUCGACAUGAUGCUCAGUCACCUCUGCGACAUGCUCUCCACCGUUUCGGGGCUCGACCGCCUGCAAGACCUCUCCCUUCGCUUCACCUGCAAUGACUCCCGCUUCGGGCCCUGGGGCGGGCCUGGGUACGAAGCAAAGUACGCCUUCGAGCAGCUCGCCACAUUUAUGAACCGCCUCGCACUCACCCUGCAAUCGCUUGCGAUUUACUCUAUUGGGCACCUCAACUUUUCAUGGCUUUUCGCCAGCCUGACGUUAUUCCCGAAGAUGAAGUCGCUGUCGUUGCAAGUUCCGUGCGACCCACGUCAUGUCAUCGACCCGACAGGUCUGCACCACUUCCUCCGUGCGCACCAUGCCGUGGAACAUUUCAAUUUUGCACCGCAGUACUGCUGCCACCAGUCGACGCAAGACCCCGACCCGGCGAUAUCGCAUGGGUGUGCGUCGACGGAGGAUUGGCUGAAUAGGGCUUUCGGCGGGCUCAGCUUCGAGGGUCUGGAGAGCCUGGAGCUUGGGCUGAAUAUAUUGGGCUCGGGCGGCAAGCGAGUGAUGCCGCCUGUGCCACGCAUUGGAGGGGCAGCGAAGAGUGUCCGGUCGUUGGGUAUUGUGGGCUGUCUAAUAUCGUUGCAGGACCUGAAGGCAGUGCUUGACCCAUUCAAGAUGGCCAACCCACGCACACUCGUCAUCGAAGUGCAUGUUCUUGACCUCAAUUUAUUGGAUCUCCUCGCGAGUUCUCUCCCGGAUUUGGAACGGCUCGACUUGACAUAUCGAUGGGUGGGGAGUUCAGGCUGCACGGAUGAGGCAGCUCUCGUGAAGUCGUUGCAAGGCAAACAACUCUCUCAAUGGAAACUCUGGCAGCUCGUUCUCCGAUGCUCCCGACAGAACGACGACGCACGUUGGCCAUGCCAGCAGGCCAUUUCUAAUUGUAUACCUGGCUUGCAAUGA
Molecule: messenger RNA, 1536 nt
Organism: Cyclocybe aegerita
Lineage: Eukaryota; Fungi; Basidiomycota; Agaricomycetes; Agaricales; Hemipholiotaceae
Source: the annotation of a GenBank genome assembly